This is a messenger RNA of Rotaria sp. Silwood1, 930 nucleotides long. The record is from the annotation of a GenBank genome assembly. NCBI's taxonomy places the organism in Eukaryota, Metazoa, Rotifera, Eurotatoria, Philodinida, Philodinidae.
AUGAAUAGAAAAUUUCGUUGUGGUCGUUUAAUAUUAACAAAUAAUGGUAUAAUAAAAAAACUUGAACUUUCAAAAGGUGGUGGUUCUCGUUUUUGUACUUGGGAUGAUAAAGAAAUGGAUUUUAAAACUGUUCAUCGUCGUCUUCUCAAUAUUUUCGAAUUGGACAAUUCUAAAUGUAAAACAUCAUUGUACGAUUUUAAAUAUCAUCCAUUAGAUAUUAAUACACAUAAAAAUUUUUCCCAAUAUAUUGAUAAAUACGGAUUGAAUACUAAUAGUACUAUUAUUUAUUUAUUUACUAGUGAAACUUAUAAUGAUCAACCACCAAUACUAAUGACAAAAAUUGAAGACACAGUUGUAACGAAAACAACAACAACAUCUAAGCAAAAACAAUCAACAUUAAUAAAAACUAGCUCAUCAAUAACAUCUAUAAAAAAUGAAAAACUUUUAAAAAAACAACAGUUACAUAAAUGUUCAUUAAAAUUUGGAUUUAAAACUUCCAUCAAUAAUUUAAUUGAAAAAAUCGAUAGUUUAAUCAAUGAAAAUAAUUCCGAUGAAAUAUUUAUUCAACUCUCAAAAAAUAUUUCAACAAUAAAAGGUUAUAUUUUUUCAACAAUUAAUACAAUACGAAAUAAACUGCGACGACCAAAUAGACUUAUUCAAUUAGUGAAUAAAAAGGAAAGUUUAUUAUACUCAAAUGAUAUUAAUUAUACUUAUAAUAUAUGUCAAUCGACGAAAGAAUUACUUUUAUUGAACAAGAAAAAAUUUUCUCAUAUUGAAACAUUUUCAACAAUUAUUUGUUUAUUUUCUCAAUUUUUUAGUAACUUAAAGAAUCUUCGUAAUCAAUGGUUAGAGAAUAUUGAAACAAUAUCUUCUCAUUCGCAUAUUCAAUCAUCAUCUCAAAAUCAUCGUGAAGUACAGAAGAUUCUAUAG